AAAUGGGAGCGGGAGGAACGGGAAAGCUGUAAAAAAAGGAGAAAAUGAGAACGUAGGCAGGCGGUUUAGAGGGGUUUGUGGAGGACUUAAUUUCCUCGAAAAAUGCCGUGGAAUUUCCUCGCUGCACCAACCUCUCAGGCUAUCCUGGCAACAGCUUUCGGUGUUUUUAUCUCCACUUAUAUCAGGCACACUGGCAAUGCCAAGAGCUACACUGACUGGGACUGCUCCCAUUUGGAAAUGGAAAAUCAAGACAAACAACCUGCUAUCACCAAAGACAGUAAAGUAAUGACGAGCAGUCCAAAGAAGACUAAUAAGCACUCCCUGCAAGAAUGUAAUGUAAUGCUUGCAAAGAUGUGCAGCCACCAAGUGGAUGUGUCACAGAAACUAAGGCUUUCUUUGGAAGAAUCCACUGCUGACUUCUUCGUCUUGUUCCUAUUACUGACAGGAACUAUGACGUGGACAAGCUUCUAGCAAAUACCAACCUCAUCAUGCCUUGGAAGCAAAGUCCUCUAAGUCCAAACAAGGAAAAGUAUUAAACAGUGACUUUUCCAGGCAUAGAACUGGGAUGAAAAGUCAUAGCCAGCCUGUUGUGGUCUUGACUUCAACUGGCAUCUCUUUAAUAUCAAUGGACACAACCACCUAAUUCAUCAUUUCCUCUAGAGUUUUGAUGCUGAACCAAGUCUGGACUGGACAUCCUGAUACGCAGAAGAGAUCUUUAAUUUUAUACCAUAUCCUUAAUGAUUAACUCAAGGCAAGUCACUUCUCUUCCAGCUUUCAGAAGUGGAUGCCCUCUGACGGGCUUUGGCCACCCACCCCAAAAGCGCCUGGUGUAGCGGGACGCAUGUAGGGCACCCACUGCGCUGCAUCGGACUGCCCACCCUCAGACCCACCACCGCUCUGUGUCGCGAAGCCAGCCAUAAAAUAAGGUACUGAUCAAUACUUUAUUGCCUGCUCUUUCAUGAUGAAGGCCUAUGGAGGAUCAAGUAGUCCAAGAAGAAUCAGGAUACCAGGAUGAUGAGGAAUCGUUUUUUCAGGAUAUUGACCUGCUACAAAAGCAUGGAAUUAACGUAGCAGAUAUUAAAAAACUGAAGUCAGUUGGGAUCUGCACCAUCAAAGGAAUCCAGAUGACAACAAGACGGGCGCUGUGCAAUGUAAAAGGGCUUUCAGAGGCCAAAGUGGACAAGAUUAAAGAAGCCGCAAAUAAGCUUAUUGAGCCAGGCUUCCUGACCGCAUUUGAGUACAGUGAAAAACGGAAGAUGGUAUUUCAUAUUUCUACUGGCAGCCAGGAAUUUGAUAAACUUCUGGGUGGUGGGAUUGAAAGCAUGGCAAUCACUGAGGCCUUUGGAGAGUUCCGGACAGGCAAAACCCAGCUAUCUCACACCCUUUGUGUGACAGCUCAGCUUCCAGGCCCAAGUGGCUACACAGGUGGAAAGAUUAUCUUCAUUGAUACUGAAAACACUUUCCGGCCGGACCGUCUUCGUGACAUCGCUGAUCGCUUCAAUGUCGACCACGAUGCAGUACUUGACAACGUGCUGUAUGCACGUGCAUAUACUAGUGAACAUCAGAUGGAAUUGCUCGACUAUGUUGCAGCCAAGUUCCAUGAGGAAGCUGGUAUCUUCAAGCUAUUGAUCAUUGACUCCAUAAUGGCACUCUUCCGUGUGGAUUUCAGUGGUCGUGGAGAGUUGGCUGAACGACAACAGAAACUCGCUCAGAUGCUGUCAAGGCUCCAAAAAAUAUCAGAAGAAUAUAACGUGGCUGUGUUUGUGACCAAUCAGAUGACCGCUGAUCCAGGAGCAACCAUGACGCUGACCAUUGGCCCUUCUGGUGUGAUGAAUCAUUUAAGGAUGACACCUAUAGGUUUCUCUCAGUUUUCGUAAUUUUUUGUAAAUGCUUAUUCCUGGAAUGAUGGCCUCUUUCACUGUGACUCGAAUAAAGAGAACAAACUACAGAAACUAUUGAAAACAAAACACAUUACUUUCUUGGGGAGAAGUAUAUUCAUGUAGUUUAAGGCAUGCAUUUCUUGAGCCUCUUCCAUCUGAUGAGAGAACAAUUAUGCCACUGAACAUUGCACCGGGCAUUUGAGCAUCCUAUCUUGAGGCAAGCGUGUUUGAGUCCUCUUUUGAUUUAUUUGCUUAUUUAUUAUUCAUUACUGAGUUCAGUCGCCUUGUCUGCCAGUUAAUCACACCAUUAGCCUAUGGAAUUUGCACAGUGAAUCAUCAACAUUUGCUUG
This is a messenger RNA of Anas platyrhynchos (mallard), 2230 nucleotides long. The record is from RefSeq and is a predicted model, not a curated record. NCBI's taxonomy places the organism in Eukaryota, Metazoa, Chordata, Aves, Anseriformes, Anatidae.